Messenger RNA from Oryzias latipes (Japanese medaka), 3526 nucleotides. RefSeq names its product melanoma cell adhesion molecule b (gene mcamb). Gene Ontology annotation, biological process: homophilic cell-cell adhesion; regulation of Rac protein signal transduction; regulation of wound healing. NCBI's taxonomy places the organism in Eukaryota, Metazoa, Chordata, Actinopteri, Beloniformes, Adrianichthyidae. The record is from RefSeq and is a predicted model, not a curated record. Gene Ontology annotation, molecular function: vascular endothelial growth factor receptor 2 binding. Gene Ontology annotation, cellular component: cell-cell contact zone.
UCAUCUUCCCCUCUCGCACCGCUCCUCUUUCUCAGUUUCCCAGCUGGACCAGUAUCUUUAGCACAGCCCGCACGUCUGUGGCACCCUCCACGCACCAUGGCUACACAAAUCACUGUCUCUUUGCUGGUUGCGCUUUUGCUCUUCGUCCACACCUGCGGAGUAUGGGCCGUUGUGGAGGUGAACAUGGAGGAAAAAGUGGAGGUGAUGCGUGGAGAAACAGCUCAGAUCACUUGCAUGUACACGUCAGACGAGGGCAUCGGUGGGACAACCAUAGAGUGGCUUGUCGUAACACGUUCAGGAGAAGAGAAGGCGAUCUACUUCCAGGACAGCUUUCACACAAAAACAGAGCCAAACACUCCCUACACUGACCGGAUCAGCGUAAAAAGAACCGGAGCAGAGGAAGUGGUGUUAACCAUCAAUAACGUGCAGCUGCAAGACGAACGGGAAUUCAUCUGUCGCAUCAAAAGUCUCACUGAUGGAAUGGGGAUGGGGAGCACAAACCUGAGAGUAUUUGAAAGACCAAACUUUCCUACCAUUGAGAGUAGGACAGAAGGCGUUACAGCUGACCAAGACAAGCUAUCAGAGAUCGGCACAUGUCAGGUGAAAAAUGGAUAUCCCAAACCAAACAUCACUUGGUAUAGAAACAACACUCCGCUGCGGAGUGUUACGAACGAGGUGGAGGUGUCCUCAAGCACCACAACUGAAUCGACCGGCUUGUUUUCUGUCCUGAGUAAACUGAGUCUGAACGUGAAGAAGGAAGACAAAGACGCUGACUUCUAUUGUGAGGCCACCUACCUUCUUCCUGGAUUCAGCGGCAUGAGUGAAACUGAACACAUCAACAUCACAGUGUUCUAUCCUUCCACUGAGAUCCAUGUUUGGGUUGAGUCUCCAAAGGUUAAAAUUAAAGAGGGGGACACGGUCGUACUGCAAUGCAGCGGCAAUGGAAACAGUCCAGCCUCAUUUUUAUUCAAGCACAAUGACGUUGACCUGCCUGGUGAAGCUGAUGUGAAAGUUCUGGAGAAUGUUUCUCGUCAAAACAGUGGAGUUUACCAGUGCACCUCCACUGAUAUGGAAACCUUUGAGGAACUCCUGAACACUACUACAGUAUCUGUCAACUAUCUGGAUGCUGCGGUUGUUACUCCCCGUGAGAACGUUUCCAUGGCAAUGGGGCAGGAGUUGGAGGCCACCUGCAAUGCCCUCUCCUCUCUGCAGACUCAGACAGUCUGGUUAAAGGACGGAGAGGAGGUGUCAAAGGGUCACAUUUUGAACCUGAAGGCUCAGUCGUUGGACACAGCAGGGACGUACGUGUGUGUGGUGACUGUUCCAGAAAUUGAGGGAAUGGAAACCAGCAGCUCACUGCGUGUGUUUGUCAAGAGCCCACCGGUGCUCAAAGAGGAUGAUGUGACAGAAGUGGAGACAGAGGAGGAAACUGUAGUCCUGAGCUGUCAUGCCAGAGGCUAUCCUGUUCCCACAAUCACCUGGGACACCAAAGAUGGAAAGAAACAGUCUGACCCAAAUUUCAGGAUAUUGUCCGAUGACAGCUCUCAGAGCACGCUCAGCCUUAAAGUGGAUUCCAAUGCCACCGUUUUCUGCAAGGCUUCCAACAACCAAGGGGAUGAUAAGGCGACAUUCAACAUCAGAGUCAAGACCACUGUUUACACCACACCAGUAGCUACCACCACUACCACCACGACUACCACCAAUAACACCAUUCCCAUUUCCAAUGUCACAGAUGUUUACACCACACCAGUAAUUACUACCACUACCACCACGACUACCACCAAUAACACCAUUACCAUUUCCAAUGUCACAGUCAAACCAAAAACCCCUAACUCAGCAGAGAAAGUCAAGGCAGAGAGCAAUGGCGUCAUAAUUGCAGUCAUCAUUAUCUGCAUCCUGCUUCUGGCCAUUCUGGGCAGCGUGCUCUAUUUCCUCUAUAAAAAAGGAAAGAUCUGCGGCCGAUCUGGAAAACAAGACCUCACAAAGGAGAAGUCCAGCAAAGAUAACAUAGUGGUUGAGAUGAAGAGCGACAACACAGAAGAAUCCAUUCUUCUCGGUGCCAAUGGAGAAAAGCAGCCCCCCAGAGACUAGAGUUGGGAGAACCUGCAUGUGGAGCCAUGAGGAGGCAUCUGUGAACCCCACCGACAGCUGCACCCGCUCUCCCCUCUCAGGCAGAACUACCCUUCAGGUGUCCAAGCCCGCAAUCGGAUGGUGACGAAGAACAACCUUUUCUUCCACCCCAACGCCAUUCAAUAAGACGUGGUUUAACUGCGGAUGAAUCCUUCACCUUCAAGCCAAAGACCCCUCUGUCCAUAGACCGUUUUCCUCCCUCCAUGCCUUUGUACACUGCUGAAUGUCCACAGAAAAGCCAUCCGAGCACAAAGCUGAGCAGGGACUGUUUUUAAAAGUGACUUAGCAUGAUCGAAACCAAACUAAAGAGCAGCCUGAAGCCUACCAGUUUGUGUACAUAUUAUAAUCUGUGUAUAUAUUUCUUUAUUUAAAAUAACACAGAAGAAAAGGAAAGUAGACAUUAAUCAGGUGGUCUUUUUUUAAGUUUUUAUUUUUAUUUGGUGCUUUUUCACAGAAAGAAUGGAGAGCUAUGUUGAGCUAGGAUUGGUCUGCACACUGAAAGUGUGAGGCGCAGCUGAGGCCUCACCUCUUACCGCCAGUUCGCACCUUCACCGACUCUUUGCCUUUUUGCUGCAAAUUAACUCGUCAGGUAAUGUUCAUGUUUUCCCGUCCUCUCUUCAUCUGCGUCCUCAUAAAUUUAUUAUAAAUGAAUGAAGAUACUGUUUUGUCUGAAUAAACCUCACUUUUCUUUACGUUUUCAUUUCUCAUCAGUGCCAUCCGACAGUUUUGUGUUUAAUCUCCAGUGCACUGAAACAGCUGUGAUUUUACUUUAAAAGGAUGAAGGAAGUAGUACUUUUAACCCUUGUGCUAUCUUAGAUGACCCCACCCUUGCAUUGACGUGUUCUUCCUACCUUGACAAAGGUGGAUAAAGGUGGAAAGAUUUCAUGUAAUCCAUGGACACCAGUGAAGAUCACAAAACAUUGAAGAAAAAAGGUUCAGCGCACUGUUUAGUGGGUCUAGAUGACCCAACUCCCAACGUUAAAGUAAAUAGCACAAGGGUUACACAAACCAAAGACUCUUUUAGGAAUGAAUGAAUUUAUGUUUGGUUGCAGGGAGACCCAGAAACCCCCCUCAGAAUCAAGGCUUUAAUCAAAAAUAUGGAUUUCACUGUUGCUGUUUUAUUUUUGUGUUCAUUUGUAGCAAUAACUACUGAGGUGGGGGACUGACUGUGACUCCACCUGUCAUUUCUGUUGGAAGAUAAUCAAGCCUCUCAACCAAUCCUGCUUUCAAAAUUAUUUGUUUUUAUUAAUGCCGAUUAAAAAAAAAAGUAUUCUUUAAAGCCUUGGAGUUGUAAAAUGUAUGUAAUUAAUGUUUUUGAAGAUAUUCAAAACAUUUCACAGUUUUUAGUUUUUUGGAAAUUACACUGAUCUAAUUAAAGAUGAGAUAAAAAAUUAAA